Aspergillus costaricaensis CBS 115574 is the source of this 332-nucleotide messenger RNA. RefSeq lists its product as uncharacterized. The annotation marks the transcript as partial. The record is from RefSeq and is a predicted model, not a curated record. The transcript is spliced from 2 exons. NCBI's taxonomy places the organism in Eukaryota, Fungi, Ascomycota, Eurotiomycetes, Eurotiales, Aspergillaceae.
CCACACAACAACUCAUAGCGCCAAUAAGGUACUGCUGGGUGUAAAUAGUUAGUUUCGGCACCCUCCAGGAGUCUAGUAUUGAAUGGGCCAAAUAUACCAUUAUACCAGCCCCCCGCAACCAUGAAAGUGACUCUUACACUCAAACGACCCCCCUCCGCUGAAGACAUUACCUACCUUCAUGAGUCCCUCAAAGCCAUUCAUCCAGAAGUCACCGAAACCUCGCGCGAAGGACUCAAAAUAUGUUUCGCGGCACCUACGAUGGAUGUUGAAGCUUUUGUGGAUUUGUUUCCUUCAUGGCUCCAUUCUUCUUCGCCGGAUGUGAUUAUGGAGGG